Messenger RNA from Candidula unifasciata, 1539 nucleotides. The record is from the annotation of a GenBank genome assembly. NCBI's taxonomy places the organism in Eukaryota, Metazoa, Mollusca, Gastropoda, Stylommatophora, Geomitridae.
AUGGAUUGUUGUCCGCCCUCGUUCACUCCCUCUCAGUUUUACGGAAAGAGCAGGUAUCAACAUGCACUCUCAACAGAAAAGAAAGGGAGUUUUAAACGUAAAACCUCUGAAGCUUUUGAAAUAAUUCUGGGACCUACGAACUGUUGGAGGGUCUUCUUCAGGCAGACUGAAGCUUUCAGCUGGGCCAAGAAAACUGCGGAGGAUGUCAUGGUGUUUGCAUUUGAGAACACUGAUCGAGACCCUGCCCUUGCCACAGGGCAGAGACGCUAUCUUGUGACCAGUCUUGAUGUGUUUUGGCAUUAUUACAGUCAGAUGGAGCCCAGUCAAAGACACCACUAUGAAAUCAUCCCUGAAGGUUGGCCAUGCAGGCUGUAUUUUGACCUGGAGUUUCUUAAAAAAUUGAACACUGGCUCUGAUGGCGAGAGAAUGGUUGGUGUAUUGAUUCAGUAUGUUUGUAUGUGGCUGGAGGCUGUGUUCAACAUAGAUUGCGACAGAUCCUGUGUACUAGACUUGGAUGCCAGCACAGAGAGUAAGUUCAGCAGACACCUCAUCUUCCACAUUCCUGGAGCUGUGUUUGCCAACUGUGUUGCAGCAGGAAACUUUGUUCGCCAUAUAUUUGGCCUGCUAGUGAAAUACAUCAAGCUGAAAUCAAAUGAACAGUGCAUUUCACCAGCUGUGCUCUGUGAACAUUGUUGCAGGCAAAGUCUUUGUCAGAUACACCAAGGAUUCUCAAACUGCAUCAAGUCCCAGCCUAGCUUUGUAAACAACUGUGACUUUAGUGAAAUGAGUGAUGAAGAGUUCAUGGCCGCAGCACAAAUAUGCGAUGAAUUUAUUUCUCAGAAUCGUAAUGUUGAGACAGCUAGAUCUAAUGGCAGUGACACUAAUCAUGGUGUUAAUUUUGUUGCUAUACGGUUAAAAACUAAUGAUACUAGUUCUGGUGCUGUUAAAAUUAGAUCUAAUGAUAAUUCAAAAUCUCCCUCUAUAGAGAUAAGAAUGAACGAUUUUAGCUCUAUGGAUUUGAAUAAUGGAACUACUGGUAUUAGUUCUCAUAACUUACAAUCUGGAAUAAAAAAUAACAUUAUCGUGGAAAAGAAGCAAAAUUGCCUGGAGGGUCACAACUGUCCGUCCCCAUAUCCUGAGAUUGAUGGUUUUGUAGAAUCCCUGACCCGGUCACAUGGUUGCCAGGGGCGAGUGCGUCACUGGAUGUGCUUCCGGUCUAGUGAUUCAUUGCUGUAUGAUAUCUCAGGUUGUAGGUGGUGCGGCAAUGUCCAGAGAGAACACCGCAGCAACAAUAUCAUGUAUAUAGUUGACCUGAGACAUGGCGUCUGCUACCAGAAAUGUUAUGACCCUGACUGUCAAGCUAUAGGAUAUAGGUCAGAGGCUGUGGAAAUCCCUUCCAACCUGCUGCCUUCUUCCUACUUUGAGGCUGUCUGGGAAGGUGAUGAUGAUGAAUGGGAAGAUUAUAUGGGCGGCGGCUCGAAUUAUGAUACCAAAGAUAAUAGUGACAUUAACAAGAACAGCUUGGGACGAGAACCAUGA